AUGCUGACUCGGCGGGUGACAGAAGCAGAAGUGCGAGAUGCACUUUUUAUGAUGCACACAGAAAAAGCACAUGGGCCAGAUGGAAUGGUGGCAUUACUUUUUCAGCGAUCAUGGCAUAUAGUUAAGGAGAAUAUCAUUACCAUGGUGAAUAAUUUCCUUACCUCGGGAACUUUUGAUGAACGGCUAAAUGUGACCAAUAUAUGUCUUAUGCCAAAGACGAAACGCCUUACUAAGAUGACGGAGUUACGGCCCAUAAGUUUGUGUAAUGUCGGCUAUAAGAUUAUUUCAAAGGUCCUCUGCCAACGACUUAAGGUGCUGCUAGCAAGAUUGAUUUCAGAAACCCAGUCUGCGUUUGUGCCAGGCCGAUUGAUUUCUGAUAACAUCUUGAUAGCUCAGGAGAUGUUUCAUGGUUUGAGAACAAAUAAGUCAUGUAAAGGAAAGUUUAUGGCGGUGAAGACGGAUAUGAGCAAGGCUUACGACCGAGUCGAAUGGCCUUUUAUCGAGGAACUGAUGCGAAAAAUGGGGUUUGCAGAGCAAUGGAUCACAUGGAUGAUGUGGUGUAUUACGUCUGUUAAGUAUAAGGAGUAUGAGGCAGCAUCUGGACAACAAAUUAAUUUUGCGAAAUCUUCGAUACAAUUCAGACACAUAGUGGAUGCAGGGGUUAAGGCUGAGAUACACCAUAUUUUGGGGAUUGAGAAGAUUGGAGGAAUGGGGACAUAUCUAGUUUGGGAUGAUCCUUGGAUUCCAGCGUCUCGCCCGAGGUCAGCUAAGGGAAACAGGAUAAAUUUUUACCCGUAUCUUUGGGUGCGGGAUUUAAUGACUCCCGGAAGACCAACGUUGAAUCUUCCACUAUUUAAUCAACUUUUUGAUAGUAGGGAUGUAUCUCUAAUCAUGGGGAUUCCGACCUCACAUUUGGAUAAACCGGACUAUAUGGGAUGGUUUUAUACAAAGACGGGGCGGUACACAGUUAAAUCUGGGAUGUAUUUCUGUGGGAGAACGCUUACGCAGCUGAGGUCUACAGAUAGACCCACAAUGUAUGAGAUGUGGCAUGGCUGCGGAAACGAUUAA
Molecule: messenger RNA, 1068 nt
Organism: Microthlaspi erraticum
Lineage: Eukaryota; Viridiplantae; Streptophyta; Magnoliopsida; Brassicales; Brassicaceae
Source: the annotation of a GenBank genome assembly